This is a messenger RNA of Drosophila sulfurigaster albostrigata, 1433 nucleotides long. RefSeq names its product protein FAM107B. The transcript is spliced from 3 exons. The record is from RefSeq and is a predicted model, not a curated record. Lineage: Eukaryota; Metazoa; Arthropoda; Insecta; Diptera; Drosophilidae. Bases 955 to 1386 code for a protein of 143 amino acids.
AUUACGAAGCCGACUCUCAUUGCCAGCAGCAUUUCAGCUUGUGUGUUUUUUGGCUUUGGCUCUCUCAGUGUUUUGUUUCUGCUUUUUGCUUUGCUUUGCUUUGCUUAACUGCUCUGCUCUCAGUUCGUUUUCAACGCGCAUUCAAGGCGGACGUCUAAUUUUUUCGUGUCGUGAAGCGUUCAUUUUUUGUCGCCAACGCGUCGCCGUCGCUCGGAGUCGGAGCCUCAAAACAUUCGCAUUUUGUUACAGAUUUAAAUGAGUUUCAAGUGCCAAAAGCAUUAAAUAUUAUUUGCUUAGUUAAUUGCAAACUGCAGUGAGUAAACAAAAGCAAAUAAAAAAUCUGGACGAAGUCGGCAAAAAAAAAGAAAAGGAAACAAAACGGACACAGGUUCCUUUUACGAGUGUGUGAGUGAGUGAGUGUAUGUGUGUUUUUGUUUGUUGUUAUUGUGUUUGUAGCUGUUGUUUCGUAUUAGGCAAGCAGCAAAACGUGAAAUGCAAAUUACAGCAAUAAUAAUAACAACGGCAACAGUAACAACAGCAACAAAAUCGACGACAACAAAACACUUUCGCGUGUGAGAUAAAACGAAAAUUGCGCGCCAAAAAAUCAGCAGCGAAACAAAAGGAUUUAAAAAUCACGCACACACACAACAACAGAGAAAAAAGAAGAUAAAUACCAAUACAAACAACAAGGCACGCACGAGCAGCUGAGAGAGCAGAAGCAGUCGAUAAAGCAACAACAAAAAUAACUGCGCUAGCAGCAUCAACAACAACAAUCAAAACAGACGACGAAAACGAAAACCAAAAAGAAAUUCCAGUUUUAUCUUGCGCCGCCAAAUUCACCACAGCAAAGGACGUUGAGAGAAGGCGACGACACUUGAAGCAUUUUGUCGUCUGAGUCGUGAUACAACGCCGCGCGCACAGAGCUUGACUGAGAUCGAUACAGCUGGCACCACAAUGAUGUCCAUGUCGAGUUCACCGCCAGCCACGCCCACCGGUGUGCAGACCGAUUCCGAUGGUCUCAUAUUGCCAAAGAAACUGAUCAAUCCCUGCAUGGAGAGCACCGAUCGCAAGGAGCUGCAUCGCGAGCUCAAGUUCAAUGCGAGAAUUGGCAAGAGCGUGUUGAACCAGAAGACGGAGCUGCAGCGAGCGUAUGAGAAGCAAAAGGAGCGACAUGCGGCGGCCGAGCAGCAUUCACCGGAAGCGGAACUGGUUGGCGGGAUACCCGGACUGAAGGGGGAGCUGGGACGUGUGAUCAUGGAGCGGGCCCAGAAGCACGAGGCGGCAGCCCAGCGACAGGAUGCCGAGGAGGCUGAGGAGCGUCAGUAUGUGAAUCCCGAGUAUCUGAAUGUGCGUGCCAAGCUGCGUACGGCGCAUGCGCCCAAUUAAACUAAGCUAAAUCAAGAAAAACAAACAACAAACAAAACAAAACAAAA